AUGUUCCCUCAUGUACCCACAGCUGUCUCGCGAAACUCUCGCAAGCCAUCGCCUUAUCCUACCGCACCAUUGUACCUCCUGAAGAUUACCCAGCUGGUUUCCGCCUUUAUCGUCGGCGCUGUGCUCUGCUUCUUCGUUGAUCAUCUUCGCGAUGAAGCCGUAACUCACUUCAUCUUCACCCUCUACAUCCACCUGACCCGCACGCUCAAUCCAGCCUCUCACCUAAUCUCCAAUGCCAUCCUGACAGUUUGCUGGCUCGUCAGCUUGGCCCUCUUGACCUGGAAUCUAUCCUGGACGUUGGGACACCGCUGCGGUCCCAUCAAUUGGGGCAACAAUGCUGGCAUCAUGGUGUGCAGACUGUACAAAGCCCUGACGGCCUUCGCUGUCACUGGCUCUGCAGCGACGAUUGGAGCUUUAGGGCUUGAUUUAAAAAUCAAACGGGAAGGGAAGGAUAGGGGCGUGUAUGAUCAAAUGCCUGGAGAUGUGAAGGCGCCGGCGGUCCUGGUCAAUGAGAUGGGGACAGAUGGCUUUGAGCCACAGCAAGCUCGGUACAUUGGUGAAGGGCACGAGCGAAGAAGCCACGAAGGGGCUCAAGCCUAUAAAGUCCAAAAGCCAAUCGAGGCUAAGCAAUUUGGGUACGAAGCUCCAAGCGAACAGACGAGUUAUGGAGGAGGAUAUAUCUAA
This is a messenger RNA of Bacidia gigantensis, 684 nucleotides long. RefSeq lists its product as uncharacterized. The transcript has 2 exons. The coding region runs from base 1 to 684 and encodes 227 amino acids. The record is from RefSeq and is a predicted model, not a curated record. NCBI's taxonomy places the organism in Eukaryota, Fungi, Ascomycota, Lecanoromycetes, Lecanorales, Ramalinaceae.